AUGCUAAAAUGUGAUAAGAAUGACCCCCAAAUCUUAUCCAUCUCAUCUCUAAUUAUAGCACCAAAUCCUCCCAAACGUGGAUCUACUAUGAUCCUAGAGGCCGAAGGUGAUAUCAUUUCAGAAAUUUCUGAAGGUGCUUAUGUUGAUGUAGAAGUACGUUUAGGUUAUAUCAAAUUAUUGACCCAACGCCUCGAUUUAUGUGCUAUCUUGGCUGACCACGCUCGUGACCAGCCAGACAUGCAAUGUCCUGUGCAACCAGGCCACCAUACGUUUGCUCAGAAGGUUGAUAUCCCCAAUGAGGUUCCAGCAGGUCGUUAUGUAGUUGUGGCAAGAGCAUUUACAAAAGAUGAUGAACUCAUCACGUGCCUCACCGGUACCAUCGUUUUCAAACCCUUAUUUUGA
This is a messenger RNA of Henningerozyma blattae CBS 6284, 402 nucleotides long. It is a transcript of the gene NPC2, whose product is annotated as sterol transporter. NCBI's taxonomy places the organism in Eukaryota, Fungi, Ascomycota, Saccharomycetes, Saccharomycetales, Saccharomycetaceae. The transcript has a single exon. The record is from RefSeq and is a predicted model, not a curated record. Gene Ontology annotation, molecular function: sterol binding. The coding region runs from base 1 to 402 and encodes 133 amino acids. Gene Ontology annotation, biological process: intracellular sterol transport.